Echinococcus granulosus is the source of this 570-nucleotide messenger RNA. RefSeq names its product 39S ribosomal protein L45. Gene Ontology annotation, cellular component: mitochondrion. The coding region runs from base 1 to 570 and encodes 189 amino acids. The record is from RefSeq and is a predicted model, not a curated record. The transcript has 2 exons. NCBI's taxonomy places the organism in Eukaryota, Metazoa, Platyhelminthes, Cestoda, Cyclophyllidea, Taeniidae.
AUGGCAGGCAGUCACAGAGGUCGCUAUGAAGAUGGCUACGUUCCCGCCUACCCGAUUCAUCCAAUGGAGGCUGAUCCUGCUGUGGGGGUGUUUCCACGUCACAUAGCUCGUCCCUAUAACAUUUGGGCUAACUGUUCGAGCGCGCCCAUCAACUAUCGGUGGCCCCUAGCCGUGCCCUACUCCCCACCUGCCUACCUCUACGACUACGACUCAGAGUGCGAACGGGCCAAACACAUGCCCAUCGACAUUCCCCGUCCGCUGCCGCCCGACCAUUGCCGGAUCCACCGAGCCUUUGGCCGACCCGACAUUGAACCCCCCAUGUGGGUUGCCGAUCCUCACAUUGCUGCCAUUCUCGCAAUAUACGAUCGGUUUGGUCGCCUGCUCUAUGGCCACCCAUCGAGUCCGGUGGAUGUACUGGAGUACGUGGUGUUCGAGAACUACAUCACCGAUGAGUACGGUCAGUGGCGAAUUCACGGAAAGGUGGCGCCCGCGUGGGCACGUGGCUUCGCCGCCGUCGCUGCUCCCCGGAAAACCUACCGCCUCGUCUCUUUUCCUGACCCCACAACAUAG